This is a messenger RNA of Cyclocybe aegerita, 1719 nucleotides long. NCBI's taxonomy places the organism in Eukaryota, Fungi, Basidiomycota, Agaricomycetes, Agaricales, Hemipholiotaceae. The record is from the annotation of a GenBank genome assembly.
AUGUGCUCCCAACUUUGGCCGCGGCUAGCAUCAACCGGGUCACAUUUGCGACUCUUUUUAUAUACCCCAAUCCAAGCAGCAAUGCCCUCUACACCUCUCAAAUCACCAGCGACGCGCUUAGCGACGCGUAGUCCGAAGAAAGAAACAGAUUUCUUCAAAUCUGAAAACGUUCUGUACGCAAAGCUCCCAUUCGAGCUCUAUAUCAGAAUCUUUGAACACCUCGAAUUUUGGGAGAUUUUACGAUGCAUGAGGGUCUGCUCUCUCUUCAAAAAGCUGAUCACCGAGACUGCUUCUUUGCAGUACAUCAUUGAGCUUGCUGUCGAUACUCUUCGAAAUGAACCAAAUUGCAUCCUGCCGUCAACACUCCGCCUCGAAAAACUGAAGAAACAUCGCGAAGCACACAGGCAACUGAAAUAUAACAGGGAGAUUCGAAUACCGGUCGAACGUGAGGGGCUUUGGGAGUUGUGUGGUGGUGUUCUGGCUCAGAACAUCGAGGACGGCAAACUGAUUUUCCACCAAUUCCCUUCGGACCUGCGUUCCAUUGAGGAAAGGACGUGGACGGUGGACGAGAAAUUUGGUUUUACUGUGCGAGACUUUGCAAUGGAUCCAUCUCAAGAUCUUCUUGUCCUGGUCGAAAAUGCAGACUGGUCACUUCCGGACGAGAAGCUUGAAACUAGGCUUCACCUCCGCUCCUUGAGUACUGGGAAGAAACAUCCGCUGGUUCCCAAGCCGGGUUUUUUAUCACUGGCAGGAACCAUACGGGACGAGCAAGUGAGCUACAUCGUCCAAGUGUUCGGGACUGCUGUCAGUCUCUUCAUCGAAGCCGAUGAGUACAGCGAGCUCGCAAUAUGGGACUGGAAAUCCGGACGACGCCUUUUCGUUCUUGCAAGCGAUCACUUAUAUGCCUUUACCAUGCUCUCGGAAGACUGGGUUCUUUUGUGCGUAACGAAUGACCUGUUCGAUCCUCUGCUCGCAACCGUGGAUUUCAGACAGGAGAGUCCAGAACGACAAGACACCGAUCAGAUCAAGCUGAUUCACAAAUUCCACUACCCAGAACAGCCAAUAAAUCUUCCUUUCCGUGAUGCGGUCAUUCGCGCAGAUCCUGGACCAUUGCCGAAGCCAGGUAAUACCUCGGGCGACACACCUUUCUCUCAGGAUCCCCGCGAAUUCAUAAUUGUGGUGCAAAUGAUGUUUUACGAUGAUAACAGAAUGCCAUUUGAAGAUCCAGACGAAGACAGAAAAGAAUUCCUUCAUUUCAUACCCGCUCAUUAUCUCUUAUCGCUCUCGAAAGAGAACACUCCUUCACCGGCGUCAAAUUUCCGAUGGAAGCGGUGGGCGCCUAUCGAAACACGAUUGCUGGAUUUCUGGGGUUCUCCUUCGGCUACCUGGGUCUGCUAUGUCUAUGGGACCAGAUAUGCAUUUCUGGCAGCAGAUGCUGAGAAGCCGGGGCUUAUGGUGAAUGUUUGUGACUUCAAUCAACUGGCGAUUGGACGGGAUAGUGGUGGAACCACGAUGAGCUCGGGAAACCUAGUCAAGAAGACAAAGACGGUGACAGAUGCGCAGGGAAUAUUCCGCAAGUCAGUGCAUACACGUCUCCCAUUCUGGUAUCGAACGCUGCACAUCGCAGACGCCCAUGACCAUUGCAGCGUACUGUGCAGCGAGGACGCGCUUAUUCUCGUAGACGAAGAAUGCGGUGAGUAUCGCAUCUUCGUGUUUUAG